This is a messenger RNA of Helianthus annuus (common sunflower), 2127 nucleotides long. RefSeq lists its product as uncharacterized. Lineage: Eukaryota; Viridiplantae; Streptophyta; Magnoliopsida; Asterales; Asteraceae. The transcript has 3 exons. The record is from RefSeq and is a predicted model, not a curated record. Gene Ontology annotation, molecular function: zinc ion binding. The coding region runs from base 103 to 2055 and encodes 650 amino acids.
UGUUUGUUUGUAAGUUUCUUUUUUUUUAUCGCUUUGAAAAAAUAUAUCCUCCUGUUCUUCUCAUUCUUGAGUUCUUAAUCAUAUCCGAAAAAAGAGAGAAUAAUGGUGGUCAUACAACAUGAACAUCCCUUGACCCUUGUAGAUUUGAAUCCAAAAUAUCCACGUGAUGAAUACGUAUAUGAUGAUGAGGAAGAUUUGAUUAGCAAUCAAGCCUUUCAAUGUCCAUGUGAUCGGUGCGAUCUAAAUAUCACUUUUUUUCAUAGGUAUUACUAUAAGUGUAAUCAGUGUGAUUACUCGCUCCACAAAUUAUGUUAUGAGCUUCCCAUAACGUUAGAACACACAUCCCAUCUUGCACACACUCUUUCCCUCUUUCAAAAUGAGUCACAACAAGAGUGUCAUGUUUGUAAAUAUUACAUUUGGGAUAACCAACUUUGUUACUAUUGUUCUACAUGUAUGUUAAACAUAUGUUUAAAUUGUGGUAAGAAUGAGGCACACCACCAUACUAUUUAUCACCCUAGCCACCGACACCCAUUAAUUCCCAUAAAUAGGGAGAUUUCGAUAAUGUGUGAUGCUUGUGGGAAGCAUCAUCAAGGGCUUUUUUAUCAAUGUAUCACAUGUUUUCUUUCUUUCAUCUAUGAGGACUGUGUUUUUAGUCCGAAAAGGUUGCUAAUUCAAGAAGGUACAUCUGAUGAAUUCUUUCAUACUCACCCACUCAUCCUCACAUACGGAUUUCCGAUGGCGGAUCAACAAGCUAAAUUUAAUCCUAGAUGUAGGGUAUGCAACAAACCAUUUUCUGGUUAUGAGGAUUUUUGGGUUUAUAAAUGCGAAAAGUGUAGAUAUUAUGCUCAUCAUCAUUGUGCAUAUUCAAGAAGUUCAUAUUUAAGAAGUAAGCCCUCGGAAUCAGCUUUGAACCUGAAACUUCCCUCUAAAAAGCAAGUGACUUUAUCAAAUAGGGUAGACGCACGGAAAGCUCCCCGUCCUAUAACCAUUGAAGAAUUGGAAGAUGAUCAUGAUGUUCUCCGUCUUCCGCUCUCCGAACAAAACUACAACAAAGUCAGAGACUUCUUUUUCAAAGAAAGGAAUUACGAGAGCAGCAUAACUGAUGAUAGUCAUUAUCAACAUCCGCUAAUUCGUGUGGAGGCACAAUGCAAUGACAUUGCAACUAUGAAUGAGAAUGAUUCAUUAUGCAAUGCAUGUGUGAUACCAAUCCAAAUGAAGAUGACGUUUUACAAGUGCAAAUUUAAUGACCAAGGAUGCAACUUUGUUCUCCAUGAGUGGUGCAUCCGCUUGCCUGCUAAAUUAAAAGGCCACAAAUAUCACCAAGAACACACCCUUGGUCUUAAUACAUAUUGCUAUUCGUUUGAUGAGGAUGGGUUCAAGUGUGACGUCUGCGAUAAAUAUAGCAAUGGGUUUGCUUACUCGUGUGUUCAAUGUAGUUACACAAUUGAUGUUUGGUGUGCAUUCACACGUGCAAAAAUCACACAUAAAUCUCAUCCAAAUCACCUACUUUCAAGAAAUUAUGGGUUUGCUAGUGAAGACGACUAUUGUCGUAUGUGUUUGUCCGGUUUCACAGCAGACGGUAAUAUUUCAUUCGGUUGCGAUGCUUGUGGGUUUCAUCUACAUGCUGGGUGUGCUUUGUUAUUACCAGAGACAAUUAGGCACAGGUACGACAAGCACCCGCUGAGCCUAGCUUACUCCCCAAUUGAAAACCAUGAGGGUGAUUAUUUCUGUGAAGUUUGCGAGGAGGAAUUUAAUCCUAAUGCUUCUUUCUAUCAUUGCCAUGAAUGUGCCCAGUCCAUACAUACAACUUGUGCUCCGUUAAUACCUCAAAGCAAACCAUUCCUUAAUGGCGGCUUAAGGGUUCUUCCUGGGCAAAUAAAGACGAUACGCAUUUAUGAACCUGAACAUCACCCGCACCCUCUUUCAUCUCGCAAGGGGACAAGAAGUGAUGGUCACUGCACCGUGUGUGGUGAACCCUGUUAUAGUUAUGUCGUCAUCUUAAAGUGUUCAGAGUGUAAGUUUGUAGCCCAUGAAGACUGUUUGAGGUAUCUAUAAGAAUUAUCUAUCUGUAUGUAUUGCUGAUAAUAAAUCAUGUUUAUAUAUAUAUAUAUAUAUAGUGUUUUAACA